UUUGCUGUCACAGACAAAAGUGCGCUUGUAGUUUUAAUCUCUAAAAGGGUCCACAGGGGGAUAUUUGUCGAGUAGCUAACGGUUUUUAGCAGAAGAGUACAGACUUGUGUACAAUGGCAGGACAUGAAAGCCAAUCCACGAAGCGGCAUUGGGAAUCUGCAGAUUACGAGCCUUCACUUCCUGUUACAGAGAAGUCCAACCCUCUAACAUGUGAUAUCGACAGAGCUUCAGCUAACAGCAUUGUGAGGAUGUUGCAGGUCUGCGAUGCAGAGAUUUUUAUAAAAGAAACCGGAUCAAGCUACCAGAGACUUCUGAGUGACCAGGUGGUGAAAACGUUAAUGGAUGUAGCAGAGAGGGUGGAGCUCAUACUGAAGGAUCCUCAGGACAGCCUUGUUGUAUUGAGCGGCUGUGGGACUUCUGGUCGACUGGCUUUCCUCAUCACGUCAGGUUUCAACAGAUCUCUGAGGCAGCUGAACCACAGUUUGGUCUAUACCUACAUCAUUGCAGGAGGGGACAGAGCUCUGCUUUCCUCCCAAGAGGCUCCUGAAGACGACCCCACACUGGGCAUGCUUAGUCUGAAGAAGGUGUGUGAGGGAAAGAAGAGAGUCCUGUUCAUCGGCAUUUCCUGUGGAUUAUCUGCUCCAUUUGUGGCAGGCCAGCUGGACUUCUGCAUGCAGCAUCCUGAAGUUUACACUCCUGUACUGCUAGGCUUUAACCCUGCACAUCAAGCCAGAGCUGAGCCCAUACAAGGCUGUACAUUCACAUUUCGCAGCAUUGUGCAAAGGAUGCAAGAGCUCGUCCAAAGGCGACAGGCUUUCCUCAUCAACCCGGCGGUCGGGCCGGAAGCCAUCAGCGGCUCUUCCAGGAUGAAGGGAGGCAGCACCACUAAGAUUCUCCUGGAGGUCAUCCUGUCUGCUGCUCACGCUGCCACUUUCUCCAGCACACCAAUCACUUACAAUGGUAUUCUACAGCAUUUGAGAGAAUAUGAGAAAACUCUGGACAUCACAUACUCACAGAGAGAGGGGAUAAUUACUCUGGUGGAGGCUGCUGGACAGAGUUUGCUGUCUGGCGGCCGUUUGUGCUACCUGGGCUGGGGAUCCCUGUCUUUACUGGGUCUUAUUGAUGCCAGCGAGUGUAACCCCACCUUUGGAGCAGACUAUGAGGAUGUUCGAGGCUUUGUCAGCGGUGGAUACAAAGAGCUGAACAACAAUGAAGGUCCUUUAACUUCUCUGGGUCCUAGUUUCUGCAUAGCACAUGAGGAUUUCCUCCGUCAUGUCCUGCCCUGUUUGACUGACAGAGACACUGUCUUCCUCAUCUACACACACUCUGACAAUGUCAGUGAAGUGUUGAAGUUGGCACAAAAAGUGAGAGAAAAGACCUUGAACCUCCACGCUGUUUACCAUCAGUCUGACGGAGACACGGCAGCUGUACAGGAUCAAAUCAAUACGCUGUGUUCAUCCACACUCAACUUCACUUGGUUUCGGGGAACUCCUGCUUUAGGGAGCUUACUGCACAUGCAGUGGGAGCUGUCCACUAAGCUGGUGCUGAACGCUGUGAGUACUGGAGCUCACAUCUUAAAGGGGAAGAUAUACCAGAACCACAUGAUGGACGUGCAGGUUAACAACAGCAAACUCUACCGUAGAGCCGCACGUUUACUCCAGAAGCUGUCUGGUCGUCCAGAGUCACAAUGUGAGGAGGCCCUUCUGAAGGCCGUCUAUCGAGUGGACAAUCUAACGAAGGACAUUACAUCCUGCGACAUCACCAUGCAUACUCGUGCUGCCAAAAAUGGGAGGAAGGUGGUCCCAUUGGCUUUGGUCUGUUUGCUGACUGGUUGCUCUGUAAAGGAGGCGGAGUCUCACCUGGAGCAGAGACCCAUUGUUAGGGAGGCUGUGGAGGUGUGCUUGUCAUAACUGAUGUCAUUAUCAGAUUCUGUCCAUUCAUAUGAAAUUAAUCUAUACAAAUCACCUGAUCGUUCCCAUAGACUAUGUAUGCUAUUGUUGGUGAAAACAGGAAGCAGGUGAUUGGUUGCUCAGCUGUGACUGCUGACAAACAGAUCUCAGUAUUUAGUGUAAUUAUGAUGGCCGGUUACACAUAAUUAACUGUUUUGGUGAAAUAAAACAAUAACUAACAACACUAGUAGGUGAAGGCCUAAACUCAUGGUUGGAGAGGUUAAGCUAGCUGUGAAGGUGCUAAAGGACAGGCUAGUUGAUUCCUCCUGCUAAAGCUAAGCUAAUCAGCUGCAUAGAUUUGACACACACAUCAAUUUGUCAUGUAAUUAUUGUAAAAAGAAAAGAGACAUAUUUAGAUUAAUCACAAGCUUCAUAAAGAGAAAAUACUUUGUAUUUCGAUGUUUGUUCCUUUUCUCUUUAAGCUAGCUGUUUCCUCCAGCUGUAGCUAAGCUAAUUGAAAAUUCACAAGUGAUGUCACUGCGGCUUUCACUGCCAUUUUGGGAGGACCCGGCUAUUGUUUUCAUUGGCCCUUUUAAGGUUUCUUAUUAGUAAACUGUGUUAAAAACAUGGAAAAAAGGACUUUACCAUGAUAAGCUAGCAAGAGAGGUGAAGAGUCGUUACGAUGCAGAAACGUUAAUUAUUAUUAACUUAGAUCCUUACAAUCGGCUGAACAAUGCAUUAAGAACAACACUGGGACUCAUAAUCAGAGAACAUCAAAUGAUCGCAGUCUGGUGGAGGACAAAUAUGUUCUCAUGUGCACAUGCAGUAUCAUCCAGAUCUGCACUGCUGCAUUUUAAAUCACGUACUUAUUGCGUCUGCAGCCAGUAACCCUUUCUACAUGAAUUCCCAGGUGUACCACCUCCCAUGUUCUCUCAUCAUCCCGUUCAUCUUUCUUAAAUGUUGUAAAUGCAGCCGUCUUUACUUCUGCUCACAUAUAGCCCAAACUGUCCUUUAUAUCCAACCCACGGUCAGUCAGAAGCGCAUCAACCAGAGAAGUUUCCAUGUCUAUAUGUAAAUGUUUACACAAAAUUGACAGAUUUUAACUGGAUUUUAAGCUUAUAACUCUAAUGAUUCAAUGAAUUUUUAACUGUGCCUUCAAUGAAAGGGACCAUACAUUUUUUAUUAUAUUGUGAACUAGAAAAAUUGUCGGUGUGUAUGAUUAAUACAACAGGGAGUGUUUGAGAAGUUAUUUUUAAAAUGAAGAUGUAUAAUGUGAGACUGUUGCACGGACUGGAAAGUACACCAGCUGUGUUUUUUUUAUCAAAUGGAAACAAACGGGAAUUCCUCAUAUAUUCAGAAACCUGCAACAUAUAGACUUUUUUUCCUGUGUUAAUUAUAAAAUCUGUUUCUCUGAAUGAUCUGUUUGCAGUUUGCCUUUCAUGUGUUUCAUAUGUGAUAUUGUUCCUUUAAAAUUCAGAAAAAGCU
This is a messenger RNA of Melanotaenia boesemani (Boeseman's rainbowfish), 3374 nucleotides long. RefSeq names its product glucokinase (hexokinase 4) regulator (gene gckr). The record is from RefSeq and is a predicted model, not a curated record. Gene Ontology annotation, cellular component: cytosol; mitochondrion; nucleoplasm. The transcript is spliced from 19 exons. Lineage: Eukaryota; Metazoa; Chordata; Actinopteri; Atheriniformes; Melanotaeniidae. Bases 114 to 1910 code for a protein of 598 amino acids. Gene Ontology annotation, biological process: negative regulation of glucokinase activity; glucose homeostasis; carbohydrate derivative metabolic process. Gene Ontology annotation, molecular function: fructose-6-phosphate binding; enzyme inhibitor activity; carbohydrate binding.